GAAGCUAAAGAGUCAUAACCAAUUUCCGGCCUAGGGCUUGCACUGUGUGGAGUCGCGUGGUCUUGCGGCCGGGGUCUUGCGGGACCCGUAAACUCCCCUAAGCCACAGGUGCCAGGCGGGGCAUCCUGGGAGAGUCAGCGGCUCAGCGGCGGGAACCGCAUCCCGGCGACCCUGGAACCUCCCAGGGCUCACUGAUCACCCAGACCUGCUCACCUGUGGAGCACAACAGCGAGACCUGGAAGAUGGAGAGGGAGGAGACAGUAGCUAAGGAUCCAGGGCCACAAGCCGGCUAUUCAUUGUUCUUCAAAGAGAAAAUCAAAGAAAAGAAACAGAAAAAAAUAGCUGAUUCUCCAUUAAUCAUGUCCCAGCGUCUGUUGACAUUUGGGGAUGUGGCUGUGGACUUCCCCCAGGAGGAAUGGGAAUGCCUGAACUCUGCUCAGAGGGCUUUGUACAUUGAUGUGAUGUUGGAGAAUUACAGCAAUCUGGUCUCUGUGGAGAACUAUUGCAUACAUGAUGCUGUCCAUCAACAUGUGAAGACUGAAAAGGAGUUUUGUCAGUGUAAUGAGCUUGGUGAAAUGCUUCAAGAUGCCUCCAACUCUGCACUUUAUAAAAGAAGUGACACUACAGAAACCUCUAAUAACCACAGGUGCCCUAAGGACAGGGAUGCCUCUGUUGACUCCUCAAAUCCAGAUAGACAUAAAAGCACACACACUGGACAAGAACUUCACAAAUCUGAAGACUGUGAGAAAUCUUUCAGUUUGUGUUCCAACAUUAGUGAAGAUCAGAGACUCUAUAUUGGAAACAAACUGCAGAGUCAGGGAGACUAUGAUGACAAUUUCCUCUCUACCUACAGUCUCAUGCAACAAACAAUCUACAUUGGAGAGACACCACACCAGUGUGGGAAAUGCAGGAAAUGUUUCAGUACCGCCUCAAGCCUCACUAUACAUCAGAGAAUUCACACUGGACAGAAACCCUACAAGUGCAAUGUUUGUGACAAAUCCUUUACCCAGUGCACAAAUCUUAAAAUACAUCAAAGACUUCAUACUGGGGAGAAGCCUUACAAAUGCAGAGAAUGUGGAAAGUCAUUUCCUCAGUUGUCAGCACUUAAAAGCCAUCAGAAAUUGCAUACUGGAGAGAAGCCUUACAAAUGCAAGGAAUGUGAUAAAUCCUUUGCCCACUCUUCCAGUUUCAGGAGACAUCAGAAUAUCCAUAGUACUGAGAAACAUUAUACUUGUCAACAGUGUGGCAAAGUCUUACAUCAACUUUCACACCUUAGAAGCCAUUACAGACUCCAUACUGGAGAGAAGCCUUACAAAUGCAAUGAGUGUGACAGGUCCUUCAUCCACUAUGCAUCAUAUAGAAGGCAUCAGAAAACUCAUUCUCUAGAGAAUUUUUACAAAUGCAAAGAAUGUGGUAAGUCCUUUCUUGAAUUAUCACAUCUUAAAAGGCAUUACAGAAUCCAUACUGGAGAAAAGCCUUACAAAUGUGAGGUAUGUGAUAAAUCCUUUACUGUUAAUUCUACUCUUAAAACACAUCAGAAAAUUCAUACUGGAGAGAAACCUUUUAAAUGCAGAGAAUGUGAUAAAUCUUUUACCAAGUGCUCACAUCUUCGAAGACAUCAGAGUGUUCAUACUGGUGAGAAACCUUACAGAUGUAAGGAAUGUGACAAAUCUUUUACUGAGUGCUCAACUCUUAGAGCACAUCAGAAAAUUCAUACUGGAGAAAAACCUUAUAAAUGUAGAGACUGUAACAAAUCCUUUAUCCAGCGUUCAAAUCUUAGAAUACAUCAGAGAGUUCAUACUGGAGAGAGACCUUACGUAUGUAAGGAAUGUGGCAAAUCUUUUACUAAGUGUUCAACUCUUCAAAUACAUCAGAAAAUUCAUACUGGAGAGAAACCUUACAAAUGUAUGGAAUGCAACAAAUCCUUUACCCAGGACUCACAUCUUAGAACACAUCAGAGAGUUCAUACUGGAGAGAGACCUUACAUAUGUAAGGAAUGUGGCAAAUCUUUUACUAGGUGCUCAUAUCUUAGAGCCCAUCAGAAAAUUCAUACUGGAGAGAAACCUUACAAAUGCCAAGACUGUGAUAUAAUGAUCCUGGCAUGGUGGAAUGUCUCCCUCAUGGACAAGCACAGUAAGUUAGUUAUCAAACAAACCAAAAUCCUACCAGAUACUGGCACAGACAAAAAAACAAAAAUUACACACUCAUGUGGUCAUUUCAAAGAAAUUUGAGUUGGGCAUGGUAGAUAGCACAUACCUUUAAACACAGGAUUACACAGAAAAACCCUGUCUACAGUCAAUGAGUGGAUGAAUGAGCCCUCCCCUUUCCACCCCCCCACACUUUCUAUUAUUAGCUGUUUUAUACUCAUACGUAUAUACACAGAAUGUGUGUGUGCAUUUGUAUGGGCACAUCUAAUACUGCCCACACUCACGUCCUACCUCUCCACGACUCUGGCCCACAAUUCCAACAGUCACUGUACUGUGUUCAUCUCUAUUCAUUUUGCCUGGGACCCACUGAGAUGACCCAGAGCCAUUUGUGAGACUGUGGGUUUGCAGCUAUGUGCUGGAGCCUGAUGUGCUCAGCACAGGGUAACAACUAAAGCAGUGAUUCUUCUACAAACUAUCCACAGCCAACGUCUGAGAGAUAAAGUGAGCCGUUCCCUUUCCUAGACUGACUGUGGUCUUAUGAGGCCAGUGCAGGUAAGUAGAGUUUCUGUUGGUUACUGUUUACACUAGUUGUAUGGAGUCUAGAGAAUGGUGUGGCUUAACCCUUCCCCCUCUUUCUCUUAUUUUCUAACCAUCUCUUUCUCAGUGUUCCCAGAGCUACAGAUGGGAUGGUGUAACUGACUUUUUUAGGCCCGGGACCACAUACCUUACUUAUUUUCUGCAUUUGGGGCAGCCAAGAGUCUGCAUCCACCACUCCAUUUUUUAAAAAGAAGGAAAAAGGAACAUUUUCUGUUUUCUCUCGAAGCACCUGUGUAUGAGUCACAGAAGACUUAAAUGACAAGACCGCCAUCUAGUGGGGAAAGUAAUACAGCGCGGGAUGAAUUCACCCCUAGGCUGUUAGCAAAGGCGGGACCACAGACUUCUUGAGAUACCUAUUUCUUUUCAAAAUCCAAGUUCUUUAAAUAUCUCUCCCCAAGUAAAAAUUUCAGAGUUUU
Grammomys surdaster is the source of this 3160-nucleotide messenger RNA. Its product is annotated as zinc finger protein 54-like. The coding region runs from base 243 to 2231 and encodes 662 amino acids. The record is from RefSeq and is a predicted model, not a curated record. Lineage: Eukaryota; Metazoa; Chordata; Mammalia; Rodentia; Muridae. Gene Ontology annotation, cellular component: nucleus. Gene Ontology annotation, biological process: regulation of DNA-templated transcription. The transcript is spliced from 6 exons.